Molecule: messenger RNA, 1584 nt
Organism: Paramecium tetraurelia
Lineage: Eukaryota; Ciliophora; Oligohymenophorea; Peniculida; Parameciidae
Exons: 3
Biological process (GO): regulation of MAPK cascade; protein phosphorylation; intracellular signal transduction
Molecular function (GO): ATP binding; protein kinase activity
Source: RefSeq, a predicted model, not a curated record
AUGAAUGAAACUCAAAUCAACCCCGAGAAUUAUUAUCGUUUAGAAUGUGUAAUUGGAGAGGGAUCGUAUGGCUAAGUUUACAAGGGGAUACAAUUGGACAAUGGGAAGGCAGUUGCCAUAAAGAUAGUACCAUCUUCUGGAGAGAUUGAAUCCCUCAAAAGAGAAAUUCAAAUACUCAGAGAUUGUAGAUGUGAUAACAUAGUCAAAUAUUUCGGAUCCUAUCAUUCAAAUGGAUAAUUGUGGUUAAUCAUGGAAUAUUGUUCAGGAGGAAGUGUUUUAGAACUGAUUAAGGCUUUGCAAUAUCCUUUGCCUGAAGAAAUAAUUGCCACCAUUCUAUAUUAAACAGUUAAAGGCAUUGAUUACAUGCACAGCCAUAAAAAAAUACAUCGAGAUGUUAAAUGUGGAAAUAUUCUAAUUGAUCAUUUGGGCAAUAUUAAAUUAGCUGAUUUUGGUGUUUCCACAUAACUGGUACACACUAUGGCUGACACUGAUACAGUGAUUGGAAGUCCUUUUUGGAUGUCACCAGAGAUUCUACUCAAAUCAAGAUACAGCAAAAAGACUGACAUUUGGUCCUUGGGAAUCACAGCAAUUGAAAUGGCAGAAGGGGAACCACCCUAUGCACAUAUACAUCCAAUUAGAGCGAUGUUUGCUAUUAAAAAUAAUCCCCCCAACUCAUUGACUGAUUAAAGUAAAUGGUCAAGAGAAUUCAAUUAAUUUGUAAAAAGAUGCCUUACUUUAGAUCCCAAAGAGAGGCCCUCCACUAAAGAAUUAUUAUAAGACCCCUUUUUUCAAAAAUAUUGUAAGAGUAGAGAAUACAUUCAAUAAUUCAUGCUUAAAUGCAAAAAGCAAAUCGAAUCAUAUAAAUUAAGUAAGUAGAAGAAAUAGGAUGAAUAAUAAUUUCAAUUCUCCCAAGAAUAGAUUGGAGUCCCAUUAGAUACCUUAAUAGAAUGCGAAGAGGAAGAAGAUCUAGGAACAAUGAUUAUCAACAAUAUUGAUGAUAUUCAAAUGAAUGAAACAGGAACGAUGCUAGAACAUCAAUAUCAAGAUGCAGAUAAGUAUGAAAAAGCAAUGAAUAGAGUGGUAUCGACUUCCGAAUUUGGGUUAUAAAGUUUGAAUCAAUAAAGAACUCCUGCAAUUGCAGAAUCCCCUCUGCUGAAAAAGAAGCAAAUUGAAGAUAAAAUUAUUCAAUUGAAUCAAGAGAUGCAGAAUGAAAUUUAAAAAGUAAAACUUAAAUAUGGGGAAUAAAUCAGUACUCUUUAAAAGUCUUUCAAUUAAAUGAUGACUCAAAAAUAGGAAACCCAUAAGUCUGUACAUGAAUAGAAAGGAUUUCCAUUAACUGCUAAUUACUGUAAAUAGAUGGAAUUUAAACAGAAGAGUUCAGCUCCUUCCACUCCAAUUUAAUAGCAAAAUAAGAUAAGAUUAGAUUAAGAAAACUUCAAUUUGGAAAAUCAAUUAAAAUAAACUAAAUUUUAAUAAACCAAUUUACAAAAAUUAUAAUUGUAAAUUCAGAAUAGAUUAAAUGAUGUUCCAAAACUAGACAACAGUCAAAAAUUAAUAAAACAAUUAGUUAACAGGAAAAAUUGA